Molecule: messenger RNA, 964 nt
Organism: Anarrhichthys ocellatus (wolf-eel)
Lineage: Eukaryota; Metazoa; Chordata; Actinopteri; Perciformes; Anarhichadidae
Product: disintegrin and metalloproteinase domain-containing protein 15-like
Exons: 6
Biological process (GO): innate immune response; integrin-mediated signaling pathway
Molecular function (GO): integrin binding
Source: RefSeq, a predicted model, not a curated record
UGUUCACUGGUUGCAAAAAAAACAAGAUGGCGACGGACAAAACGCUGAUCUAGAGGCUUGAAAACAUCACGAUGACUACGUCCACUUCUUCUAGAAUUGUAUGAUGAUCCUCCUCAUCCUUUUUUUCCUCUGUUUUGGCAGCAGCUCUGACAUCAUCUGGAGAGAGACAUGACCUCACUAUACAGACAGACAGAGACAGACUGUGUGUGUGUGUGUGUGUGUGUGUGUGUGUGUGUGUGUUCGUCUCACAGCUUCAGUUUCCUUUCAGACCCAGCUGGACUGAUUAUGACAUCAUGACUCCACCCAACAGAGUUCAGAGGGUGGAGAAAACAAACACGCCUCAGAGAGGAAUUCUGCUCAUUUCAAAGGAAUCUAUUAAACAUCAGGACGGACACCCUGACCGGCUACAGUGUGGACUGGAGGUGGGAGGACGUCUCUUCCUGCUGGACCUGGAGAAGAACCAUGACCUGCUGCCCAAACCGCCCAACGUCUUCUACUACCUGCCCAACGGCACUGGAGUGUCUAUGAGGGCCGACCCUGUGACUCACUGUUAUUAUCACGGCAACGUCAGAGGAUACCCUCAGUCCAGAGUGGCUCUGAGCACCUGCUCCGGACUCCGCGGCCUCAUCGCCUUCAACUCCACGCUGAGCUUUGAGCUGCAGCCUCAGGAGGACCUGCACCCCCACCAGCAGGGGAGGGGGGGGGAGGAGGAGGGAGACGGGAGUGGAGGGAGCAGAGGAGGAGGAGGAGGAGGAGCAGGAGUAGCAGGAGGAGGAGUUCACCUGCUGUUCUCCACCAGCCCUCUGGAGGGCCACGGUGCCGGAGGUUGUGGAGUCUCACAAGCCGCUGUGCCUCCGCUCCACAGCUCCACACACACACACCGGAGGAGGAGAGACAUCCUGUCUGAGACCAAAUACAUCGAGCUGGUGCUGGUGGUCGAUCACCAGGAGGUCAGUGUUUAUCU